AAGAGGAGCAGGGGGACGAAGACACGGAGGAUGAGCAUCGAGGAGAAAAAUUCGAGGAGAAAAUUGAUAGAAACGGGGGCCACGAAGGCUUGCCGGUCGAGCGAAGUCGUGCAUUAACAAUAUGGACACCGAUAUAUCGAGAACAGACGCGCCAACACGAAUUGUCAGAUAUUCGCAGAGCAUGAAGAGGAGAAGAUUCGCCUGACUUCUUAGAUACGUUCGGUGCCAGUUUGGAGAAUGGAGGAGUCCUCACCAAGGAUUCGUCCCUAUCUGGAUUGCUGGGACCAGAACGAAGACAAGUACUCGGUGGCGAACAGCCAAGCGCCGUUGCAGGCCGGCGAGGACGAACAUCCGGAACGUGGUACAUGGACGGGGAAAUUCGACUUCCUGUUGUCUCUUUUGGGAUACAGCGUCGGCCUUGGCAAUGUAUGGCGGUUCCCGUAUCUCUGCUACUCAAAUGGAGGGGGCGCUUUUCUAAUACCGUUCACAGUGAUGCUCAUUAUCGCGGGACUGCCUCUAAUGUUCAUGGAGCUUUCCUUAGGGCAGUACGCGAGCCUUGGCCCAGUGGCAGCUUACAAACGCUUCUGCCCCCUCCUGCGCGGCUUGGGAUACGGAAUGGUGUUGGUCAGUUCUGUGGUGAUGCUCUAUUACAACUUGAUCAUCGCCUGGACUCUUUAUUACAUAUUCGUCUCCGUGGCCGGAGCUGGUAAACUGCCAUGGAGCAAGUGCGAACCGGCAUGGAGUACCGAAGACUGCUUCAUGCCAGAAGCUGCCGAGGCGUGCGUGUCUCAAAACAUGAGCUAUUUCAAAGAAUGCUUAAAUUCCACCCAGAUGGCCUCCAUGGGCCUGACUCUCGAAAAUAUCACUAGUGCCAUUAGAAGACCACCGGCCGAGGAAUAUUUUAACAAUCACGUGUUGGGGAUGAGUAGCGGUAUAGAGGAGACAGGAGCCAUUCGACCCUCGAUGGCGGUGAAUCUUUUGCUAGCUUGGAUCAUUGUCUUCCUUUGCCUGAGCAAAGGUGUUCAAAGCUCGGGAAAGGUUGUCUAUUUCACUGCUCUCUUCCCAUACGUUGUUCUGAUCGCUCUUUUCAUCCGUGGAAUUUUGCUCCCUGGCGCGAACGAGGGCAUUCUCUUCUACUUGACGCCCGAUUGGAAAAGGCUGAUGUCCGCGAAAGUGUGGGGCGACGCCGCUGUGCAGAUAUUCUUCGCCUUGAGCCCCGCUUGGGGCGGUCUGAUAACGCUCAGCUCGUACAACAAGUUCACCAACAAUUGCUACAAGGAUUCGUUAAUCGUCGCCGUCAGCAACAUCGGCACGUCCUUCUUCGCCGGCUUCGUCAUUUUCUCUGUGAUCGGUUUCCUGGCUCACGAGCUUGCGGUUCCGGUCGCGUCUGUGGUCGACCAGGGUGCCGGGUUGGCGUUCAUAGUGUAUCCCGAGGUAGUAGCACGUUUACCAGUCGCACCAGUUUGGUCGCUGCUCUUUUUCGUGAUGCUCCUCACCUUGGGUCUUGACUCUCAGUUCGCUUUGAUGGAAACCGUCACCACAGCGAUUCUCGAUGCCUUUCCAGCAUUAAGAAACUACAAAUUAUGGGUUGUUUUGGCGGCAGCCGUGUUCGGUUACGCUGGUGGAAUUAUUUUUACUACUAAUGCUGGCAUGUAUUGGUUGCAAUUGAUGGACAAAUACGCAGCGAAUUGGUCGGUUUUAUUAAUAGCCAUCGGUGAGUGCAUCUUGGUCGCCUGGAUUUACGGCGCGGAUCGAUUUCUCGACGAUGUACAACAAAUGAUCGGACCCCGUACCCGUCUCUGGAGAUUUUUCUGGACCUGGAUGUGGAAAGUGAUUACACCAGCCACGCUUUUCUUCAUCCUCUUCUUCAACUGGGUCGAAUACGAGCCCCUCAAAUACGGUGUCUACGUUUAUCCAAAAUGGGCGGACAUUGUCGGAUGGGUGGUCGGCAUGAUACCAGUUUUGGUCAUCGUUGGCCUGGCCCUCAACCAAUUGAGGGAUCGUCGCCGGCGUUCCGCCUACGACGACGAGGACGACGACGACGACGACCUGGACAAUAGACCGUCGUACCAGAGGCCUGGCAAAGGUAAAACGAAGAAGAGCAACGGGAAGAACGUGUGGUGGCGCGCCAAGAUGCUUUUACAGCCUACUUCCGAUUGGGGUCCAGCGAGCAGGAAUCCUUCCACUCCGUCGAGAACGCUCACUCACACGCCGUCACCAGGGCCACCAGGUGGAUACAAUUCCGUGAGAGACACCAUAGUCCUGGUGAACGGUCAACCAAUGAUGGUGCAACCCUCGAGCACAUCCGGCACCGCUCAGAAACUUCCCGGGCCGUCGAUCCUCAAGAAUUCUAGUAAAACCGACUUGAUCACAUCCCAACAAGUCUGACACGACGUUCAUUUUAUCUCGAAAGACGAGUCUGGCCAGACCUCUAUUGCCAAAGACGCAACACGCCAAUAACAGGUAGUUGCGUAUCGCAUCGGAUAGGAUAACACAAUCGAUGGAUCGAUCGGGUGGCGGUCAAACACACGAAGUUGAAUGUUCCAAUA
Apis florea (little honeybee) is the source of this 2549-nucleotide messenger RNA. RefSeq names its product sodium- and chloride-dependent glycine transporter 1. Gene Ontology annotation, molecular function: glycine:sodium symporter activity. The record is from RefSeq and is a predicted model, not a curated record. Gene Ontology annotation, biological process: sodium ion transmembrane transport; nitrogen compound transport; amino acid transport. NCBI's taxonomy places the organism in Eukaryota, Metazoa, Arthropoda, Insecta, Hymenoptera, Apidae. Gene Ontology annotation, cellular component: plasma membrane.